Mastomys coucha (southern multimammate mouse) is the source of this 7827-nucleotide messenger RNA. RefSeq names its product LanC like 3 (gene Lancl3). The transcript is spliced from 5 exons. Lineage: Eukaryota; Metazoa; Chordata; Mammalia; Rodentia; Muridae. Gene Ontology annotation, cellular component: plasma membrane. The record is from RefSeq and is a predicted model, not a curated record. The coding region runs from base 503 to 1765 and encodes 420 amino acids. Gene Ontology annotation, biological process: peptide modification; carbohydrate metabolic process.
AUCACCUCUGCUGCCAGGUGUGAUAACGGCCAGCCUCAGCAUUCCCAAUCCGUGCCCUGCACGUCCCAGGCCUUCUGCAGGGAGGGGAGGAGCCGAGGGCGGAGCGGGAGGAGUGGCGCGGGCCCCGCGUGGGUCCUGCCUGAAGAGAUCACCUCGGCCCCUCGGAGAGCCACAGAGCUGCGGCGGCGCUGGAGGGGGGCGGUUUGGCGAGGGCGCGGCCUCUGGGAGGGGAACGUGCGACACGCUUUCCCAGCGCUGCCUCGGGCCACCCCGGAGCCUCGCGGCAGCUCAUUGCCCCACUUGGCCACUGGCUCCGUGAUCCCUCCUUGCGCCUGCCUCGUCUUGUCACCUCCCGUCUCACCCUCCUCGCUUCAUCCACCGCCACCUCAUCCACAGACAUCUGAGCGAGCGCGCCUCUUAGAGCAGAAGGUGCUGCUCUGGGCUCCAGGGCGCGCCCUCCAAAGGUCCCCAGCUCGACAUUCGGGGUCCCGCGGGCGACAGCAUGGACACCAAGCGCUGCUUCGCCAACCGCUUCGAUGACUACCAGGGCAGCCUGCUGGCGGGCCAGUGCGAGGAGGCAGUGGCGCCCUUGGUCACCUCCACCAUCGAACGCAUCCUUCAGGAGCUGCCCCCGCUGGGGGGAGGCGCUGAAGCUCGGGGAGCGACGGCUGCGGGCAGCAGCUGCCAGGGGGGUCUGUACAGCGGCGUGGCCGGGGUGGCCUACAUGCUCUACCACGUCUCGCAGAGCCCGCUUUUCGCCGCCGCCCGGGAGCGCUACCUGCGCUUCGCCAAGCGCCUCAUCGACGCGUGCUCCCGAGCCGAGGAGUGGGGCGAGACGGACGCGGACACCCGCGCCGCCUUUCUGCUGGGGGGCGCGGGCGUGUACGCGGUGGCCACGCUGGUCUACCACGCCCUGGGCCGCCCCGACUACGUGCAGCCCCUCAGCAAGUUCCGGGCUCUGUGCGCCGUCUGCGCUCCGGUCUCCUUCCUGGACUGCGGCUCGGACGAGCUGUUCGUGGGCCGCGCCGGCUACCUGUGCGCUGCUCUCGUGCUCAAGCAGAAGCUCGCCCAGGAGGUAUUGACCCCAACACAAAUUAAAGCAAUAUGUCAGGCAAUUCUGGACUCUGGGAAGCAGUACGCUCUGAAGAAGAGGAAACCAUUCCCCCUGAUGUAUUCUUACUAUGGAACAGAAUACCUGGGGGCAGCUCAUGGCCUGUCGUCCAUUCUCCAGAUGCUCCUUUCUUACCAUGAGCAUCUCAAACCUUCAGAUCAGGAACUGGUAUGGCAGUGCGUGGACUUCCUCAUGGACCAGGAACAGAAUUGUAACUGGCCACCAGAGCUUGGAGAGACCAUCGAGAGAGAGAAUGAACUUGUCCACUGGUGCCAUGGAGCUCCAGGAAUUGCUUAUCUGUUUGCCAAAGCUUAUCUCAUUUCCAAGAAACCGCAGUACCUGGACACAUGUAUCCGGUGUGGGGAGCUUACAUGGCAGAAAGGCCUGUUGAAGAAGGGGCCAGGGAUUUGCCAUGGUGUCGCUGGCAGUGCCUAUGUCUUCCUUCUUCUGUACCGUCUUACAGGAAACUCGAAAUACAUCUACCGUGCCCAAAGGUUUGCUCAGUUCUUAUUCACUGAAGAAUUCAAAGCCGGUUCCCGGGUCCUUGAAAGCAUAUACAGCUUGUACGAAGGCUUCUCUGGGACUGUUUGCUUUCUUAUUGAUUUGCUACAGCCCAAUCAGGCAGAAUUUCCUCUCUUCAGUGUCUUUGUUUAAAAGGUUCCAUCUCCCCGUUGCAGUUGGUGAAGUCCCCUGAGAUUUCCUGAGCUUCCUCUAGGCAGUUUUCCUCGUAAUCCACACCCAAUGGUCUCACGACCAUAAAUAAGCCUUCCCAUUGCUGCCAGAUGGAUGAGAUGAGUCUGAUGAAGACAGCGUGGUACCAGACUGCAGAGAGAGCCUGCCAAACCAAGAUGCCACAACUCAUCUAAAAGCCACCAAUUUAACGUUUCAGGGGAAACAUGGCCAGCCUAAGAUCAGAGAGAAAAGGGGAAAAACAUUUAAUGUUUUUCAGUUUGUGACACAAAAAGCAAAAGUGAACUGGAAAUGAAUGGAAUAAAAUGCCAACACUUUCAAAACUGAACAGCAAAUGUGACCAUCUUUGUAUGCCCAAUACCCCUAAAUUCAGAAGUCAAGAUAACCAACCAGAAUCUAAAAGAAUUUUACCCUGUUAAAAACUGUUAGCAGGGAUCAAGUGUAAAGGUGAAGGACUUGAAAAGAAACCAUUGGUUGUCCUAGGCCUUUACUUACUGAAAUUCUUUUCUGAGUGGAGAUAUGUGGAUAUGUAUGCAGGGUUUUUAUUUUAUCUUAUUUUUUUGACCACUAUUCUGGGCACUUUAAAAACCAUCAUAUCAUAACACUGAAAUUUGAAGCUGCCUUAGGCCUUAGGAUAUCUCUUUUCCUAGUUCCUCUUUCUUUCCUAAAGCUCAGAAUAGUAAGAUUCAGGGCAGGAAGGAGUGUGGCUUAGUGAUAGGGUCUAAGCUCACUAGCUUAGGGUGUAGCUUGUUUAGUGUGCGCAAGACCCCUGAUCUAUGCCUAGCACCACAAGCAAACAAAAAACACAACAAAAACAACAAAAGAAGACAGGAAAACUUGUAUCUAGCAAAUAAAUAUCACUAUCAUGUGUUUGUCUCAAUUGAAAGUGUGAUCCGUAUAUUGUGGAUGUUAGUAAUUUUUCAAAUGUCUUUAUCUCUGUAAUGUCUAUGAAGCUAUUCGAUUGUAAACUAUGCUCUCGGUGAAAAUCAAUCAUCUCAAACAUCAUGGUGGUUUACCAGAAAGGUAAGCCAUUUCUGCAUUUCAUAGAAUUCUGUGAAAGACAUGGGGUGAGAAACCUUGAAGCAGUUCUCGAAAGAAUGUUGCUCCAUUUCAUCCUAUUAGAUUAAGAGUAGAAUGAACUCCCUCACUUUGCAAAACACAAGAUAUACUAGAGAUUGGCUAUCAUGACAGUUGAUUCUAGUUACCACAUCUAGUUUACUUCUGCUACAAACACAAGUUAUAAAAAAUGUUUCAAGUCCAUAGUGGAUUGCUGAACACUAAUAGGAGCAACUGUCAAUAUAUGUAGAACAUGAGAUUUCUGCAGUCCUGAUAUUUAACCACUGAAGUCCAGACAUCAUAUUAAGACAGUUGUGCCAUAUACAGUGUCAUUAUUUGUAGUCAUUAGAUAUUUGGAUGUUUCUAUACAUAAGUACAUGUGUGUAUAUGCUCCAUCAAUCCCCAUAUAAACUGAAGCACUAUUUGAACUGUGGAUAGACUUUUGGGGGAAUUAGGUAGUAGUACUCUGCUGCCUAGAAACAUUGGUGUGUGUGCUGGCUUGUGGAGCUGUGUGAAUCAAUGUAUUUGUGUGGGUUUGGAUGUAUGGUGUAUGUGUGAUCCUAUUUUGGAAAAGAGGGCCUCUUGUAUUCAUAAGAUUCUCAAAGAAUCUUACCAAAGAAAAGAACUGUCUUUUUAUAUUUUGUGGCACUUUGUAUGUUUACAAUCAUCAACACGAGCUGGGACAAAAUCAUUUUUGUAAAAUAUGUACCUUGUUGGCUUAUUGUCUCAUGUUCAAACCCUCGGAUUUCAACAUAUAAAACUGGCUUCAAUUGCUUAUCUGUGAGAAGAGUGUUUGAGCUAAAUCUUAAUUAGACUCCAGAAGUUCUUUCUUGAGGAGAGCAAGCACCUUUUGGAAAGCCUUAAGGAAGACACUAUCCACAGAAUGGUCUUCUUUUCGGAAUGACAGUGGCAUCCCCGUCACCAUCUCAUUUUAAAUACAUUUUGCAUGGGCCCUGCAGGCUACAGAUAAUAACCAUCCAAAAUUAGGGCAUAGGAUGCAUAGAUAUGUUGUAUCUGUUAUAUUUCUAGGAGCCUUAGAAACAACUGGAACUAACUUUGGAAGUUGUGAUAGAGUGAUUAUAGCUUUGUGCUGAUCACUGUAAAAAGGUCACACUUUGUAUAGCAUAUCUAAAAAAUGGUCAUGUUUGGGUGUGGCCUUUCUGUAAGCACCACCUCAGUAAAUUUAAAACAAGAAUAAACAUAUUUUUGGCUGUUAAACCUAUCAUUGAAACUUCAUUCUCCUGAAAGAAAAGCACUGUUGAUUUGGAAGGGUCCUCUUCAGUCUUAUUCUCACAAAGAGAGGGCGGAAAGACACAUUUAUUUUCAGUAGGAAAGUACAUUGUGUCAUUGACAACAUUUUUAAUAUUAAAGCUUGCUCCCUAUUGAAGUCCACUGUGGCAUUUUAAAAAGAUCUAUUUAUUUUUAUUAACUGUAAUUACAUGCAUCUGUGUAGAUAUGUGCAUGAGAGUGCUGGUGCCUGUUGAUGCUGGAGCUGUUAUAUUUACCUGGAGCUGUAGUUAUAGGCAGCUCUGGGACAUUUAAUGUGAAUUCUGGAAUGGAAAUUCAACUUUGGUCUUCAGCAAGGAGAGCCAUGCUCUUAGCUACUGAGUCAUCCCUCCAUCUCUUACAAUGACAUUUCCAUCACUGUUCAAGCUUUAAUACUAUUUACUCUGAAGGAAAAAAAAUUGUGAAUGCUGAGUGGAGAUGUCAGAGGGUAAAAGAGUCUUAACAAUAAGGAAGGAGACUGCAUUAUACUUCAAUAGCAAUAGAUUUUGUAUAACAUCGCGGUUUCAUGGUAUGAACACAGCCACAUACCUUGGCCUCUACACAUUAUCUAUAUUUAUUUUACCUAAUCUCAUGGCCGUUGAACUUCUUUUCAACUUGUAACCUGAUAUUUGAAGAGAAUAGAAGUUUGACAGCGCGAAUUUCCAACUUUUUUUCCUUCCAGGCAAUUGACUACAUUGUUAAGAUAAUAGUCUUCAUGUAUGACAAUUCAUUACACAGACAGAACAAUUUACUUGGUGUGUAGUGAGCCCCAUCUCUUCCCCUGGCAACUUACUUCUUUAGCUUUCUUUGAAAUUUUAAUCAAAGUGUUGUGCAAAUUGUUUUGGUUUCUGUAGAGAGUAUAUCUCAGUAACUUGGGUGCAAGAAAUAAGAGUUGGGGAUUUAUAACUUGGCUAAGAAAUUUAAGUUCCUAAAAUGUGCACAAAAAAUUAAGCUCAGUUAAUAUUAAAAACAACCACAUGUCCUAUGUCAAUGUAGUGCUUAAGGUCCAGAUGGGUAAAAAUCGAUGUAUAUACAUUUUAUAAUCUACAACCAAUUCUGACUAUGGUGUUUGCACCUCGGAAGUUUCUGAAUUUACCCCAGAAGGAUGGUUGCUGUGGCCUAGAAGCUCUUUUUAAAACACAUGACCUCAGGAUUAGUAGCUGCAAGACUUGGAACUAUUCUGUAGUCAGAUCGCAAGUUCAGGGCAAGCUGCCACAAGAAUGCGUGUGCAGUGAGAAUAAGGGAGUGGCUGCGUGUAUCUUCCACUCCAUAAAAGGGGUUGGUCAUAUUGUUUUUAGUGCCAUAAAAGACAAAAACUGAAGGAGUUCCUACAUGGACUUUGCUUGUGGUCCUAAGUCCUUGACUGGGAGUGCAAUUUCCCCCCUUACUUUGUAAAUUAAAAUUCCUAAUGAACUGGGACUUUAGGGUCUUAUAUAGAGACAUAGACCAUAGACCUUUCAAAAGGAUCCCAAUACACUCUCUCUUCUCAUACUUUCGGAGAUGACAAGUAUUACAAAGGAAUGGGGAUGGGAAGAAACACCCGAGUGUGUUUAUGUGUAAACAGAAUUCAUACAUAUAGAAUAAUGCAGUUCUGCUGAAUUUUUAUUCAUAUUUUUUGUUAUAUGUUCCUCGAUGUAUAAUCUUGCAUUGCGUGUGAAGUAGCUGUGACUUAGCAAUCAGUUAAAAGAAGACAUAAAUUCUAUACAUGUCUACAGUUUUCAGCAAAUGUCGGAUACCAUCCCCUGAUGUUUUAAUAUCUGUGUGUAUGUGGUAAUUAUCAGUAAAACAAAUGAUGCCACUGAAUUUGGUUCAAGUUGAAUGUAGUAAUACUUAUAUGUGGAUAUAUUCAAAUAAGCAGAUUGAUUCAAAUAAUCAGUCUUGUCUCCGUCUAUUAGGACUUUAGUAUUUAAUAGAGGUAAUAGAGGUGUCUUCUGAAGACUGUAGCAGCAGUAGACUCCUUUUGCUCUUGAAAGUUCAGUAUAAUUUGUAUUAUAUAGAUGUUCCAUGAGUAAGUGUGGAAUACUCUUGAGUGCAAUAGUGUGGUCUCAGAACCCGGUAAAGGACAAUCCAUUCUCUAACAACAUAUAGGGCUUCUCCAACUGGAACUUCUUGGGGAGCUCUGGGAAGACAGGUCUGAAUUUUAAUCUCUUGGAUGUAAUGGAACUAAACAGAAUUUUUAAAAUGGAAUUUGUAGGCUUCAGUGAAAUGUGUUGAAAAGCCAUACAUAAGUGGGAAAUGGUCAAGCAUUAUAUAGUGGAGUGAAUAGAAUCACCAAAAGGGUUUUCAUUUCUGCAUACUUCACACUACUUACAAAAGUAGGAUUGCAUCAUUAUUGGGUUAAAAAGCUCAUCUUCCUAAUGGUACAUUCAUCAGAAGCAAACCAGUGCAAUUCCAUAAUCUUUUGGGGUAGUACCAAAGAGUAAAAUGACAUUAUAGUAUAACAGCUUACUCCUAAUUGUACCAAACAGUAACCAAGCACCAUAGUCUAAUGAACUAUUGAAUUCUGAAAACAACUCAAGAAAUGAGUAUUGUUAAUAAAGUUGAGCUCUCUGCUGUAUUUCUCCGCAUAAUUACAAGUAAAACAAAAUUAUAAAAAAUAAGUCAAAUAAUAGAAAUUAGUUAUUAGUACUUUUAAAAGCCUCUUAAUUUUUUUUCUUUUUACUAAUAUCAAAUUCAAUACGCUAUCUGUUGUAGCUAACAAGAAUUUUGGGAUACUCACACACCAGUUGAGAGGCAUUAUAAAAAUGACUUUUUUAUUUUUGCCAAAAUCAAGUUCUUUAACUUCUUGCUAAUUAUUGUUUCCUUAGGGAUACUUUGAAGUGUUCGAAAGAUAUAUCAGUAGCAGUUACUUCUAAACUUAGUGCAGAAUAUUUUGCUAGGCAUUUUACUAUAUUAUAUAACAUGUCCUACUAUGGUAUUUUAUAAUAAAACCAAAUUCUCAAGUAUUCUGGCUUAUUACAUAUUAUUAUACCCAAACAUCGCUUUCUAUCAGUCUAUUACUAUACAUGCAUAUUUUUUGAAAAAAUACUGGGUGUUUUGGUCCCAAUGAGGAAGUAUAUUGCAAUAUAUGACAUUGAUUUUUUUAAAUGAAAAUCCACUUAAGUGUCGGGCAGGGAACUAAGCUAUGAUUGUAUAUGCUCUUCUCAAGGAUAAAACGGCAUGUGACAAUUCAGAAAGACACAGUCUUUGUGAGAAGUUAAUGAGCAUGACCAGGAAGUAUCAACUUCUAAAUGCUCAUCAGAGUUUAGCUUCUGUUAUCUGUUGUUCCAAGGGCAGGAAGGACAAUUGUCAGUUGCAUUUGCUUCAGCUUCACAGAGGGGGUUGCUAACAGUCCACUGCUUGGUGUAAUGAAAUCUCUUCAGAAGCAAAGGAGAUUCAGAAACUUAGUGAUGCACCUUAUUCUUUUUCACCUGCUGUUACAAUAUCCCCAAACCCUGUGGUCUUUCCAGUGUUUUCUGUAGUAGUUUUGUACUGUAGAAAAUAAUCUGCCAUAAACUGGACUUUAUUGUGUUGCAAGUGAUGUCUCUGGCUUACUGCCCCCCUGCUUCUACAUGGUCCACUUAAUAAUGUAAAAUGUGUGAUAAUCCUUUGCCUUAAAGUCAGAUGCUAAAUAAUUUCUGUGUUCUAAUUAAUAAUUCUUAGCUUCACUGUUAAUUUUCCUCUAAAGCUAAAUGUGGUGUCAAAUAAAAUAUUACACAAAUCCU